CAAGAGUGUUUCUGCUCUUUUACGGGGUCACGUCGUUAAGGCUCUUCUUGUUUUUUAAUGUUGAUAUCAACACAUUAAGGUACCAUUUCUGCAGGGCUGUAUUCGGAUUACAGGGAGAUCUUCUAUGAAAUGCGAGAAGUGCUCCGGUUGCUCGUAGUGGCGAUCCCCAUGGGCGUGCUGGUGUCCCGGACCAUGGCGUGGAUGUCGAGUGGCAAGACCCAUCAUGAACUCAUCAGUCGUCUAAGGGAACAUGGGGUGAUCCGCAGUGACCGGGUGUUUGAGGCCAUGAUGGCGACAGACAGAGGGCUAUAUUCCAGAAACUAUGCUUAUGCUGACUCCCCACAGUCCAUUGGAUAUAGUGCAACAAUAAGUGCCCCACACAUGCACGCCCAUGCACUGGAGGUGUUGAGUGACAAGCUGGUGGAGGGGGCGUCGGCCCUCGAUGUGGGCUCUGGGAGCGGAUAUCUCACAGCCUGCCUGGCUAGGAUGGUGGGAGCCGAUGGUAAGGUGGUGGGGAUCGAGCACAUAGACGCACUGGUCCGGACGUCGGUGAAGAACGUGCAAGCGGAUGAUCCGGAACUACUCUCCUCCGGAAGGAUCCAGUUUGUAGUGGGGGACGGGAGACUCGGCCAUCCAGACGCGGCCCCGUAUGACGCCAUUCACGUCGGGGCCGCGGCCCCCACCCUCCCAAAGGCGCUCCUGGAUCAGCUGAAGCCCGGCGGUCGCCUGGUUCUGCCAGUGGGACCGGAGGGGGGAGGGCAGGUCCUGGAGCAGUACGACCGGCAGGCCGACGGGACCUUCCUCAAAAAGGCCCUGAUGGGCGUGAUCUACGUCCCUCUGACCGACAAGAAGCACCAGUGUCCUUGAUAUGAUCUCUGACCACAGUGUGGUAUCCUCUGCAGGAGGUGGCGCUGGUGGAGUUCGAUAGAACUGGCUGCUGGUCUAACUCAGACCAUCUGCCCUGUUAAACCGUCUCCCGGCAACCUGGAGGAAUCUGCUUCUGUCUGCCUUAUCAGCGUGUGCUUGAGGGCUCUAAUGGACUGACCAGAGGGCCAGCUUGUCAGGUGGUUAAAUGAACACCCUCCUCCUGGUUGCACGCCCUCCUCCAAAGCCCGGAAUAUCUGUGCAGGAAGCUUAAAAUCAGUUUGGAAUCAUUUAUUCAAAAUGUUAGUUUAAUAAAGAGUCAUUAUGAUUUUUUAUGAGAUAUGUCCAUACUUUGUUGGUCAUCUAUUAUCUCUGGAAAAGUUGGAAAUCUGUGAAAUGUGAUAUAAGCCUUCCAAGAAAAUGUAUGUCAGAGAAAAUGGUAUGAGGACAAAUCGCUCUUAAACUAUAAAAUAGAAUAUUUUUCUUAAAGAUCAAAUUAUAUUAUAAUAAAAUAUUAUUUAGAAGUAAUAUACUGCUUUUUCCAAUAAGGAACACAACCCUUCUUAAGUGUCUGUUCUCUCGCAAAUGUAUUUGAUCGAUGUUAAUAAACAAAACAUCAGA
Gadus morhua (Atlantic cod) is the source of this 1485-nucleotide messenger RNA. It is a transcript of the gene pcmtl, whose product is annotated as l-isoaspartyl protein carboxyl methyltransferase, like. Gene Ontology annotation, molecular function: protein-L-isoaspartate (D-aspartate) O-methyltransferase activity. Lineage: Eukaryota; Metazoa; Chordata; Actinopteri; Gadiformes; Gadidae. The transcript has 9 exons. Gene Ontology annotation, cellular component: cytoplasm. Bases 130 to 867 code for a protein of 245 amino acids. Gene Ontology annotation, biological process: protein modification process. The record is from RefSeq and is a predicted model, not a curated record.